UUCUGUCUCACUCCCAUCUCAUUCCCAUCUUCAUCUCGCUUUGUCCACAGCUACAUCCUCCACCACCACCGGCCCAUACCGCCUCGUCGCCCCCCGCCUUUCCGUCGUUGCUCGCGGCAAGUUCCACAUGCAGUAGUUGUACUACUACUACUAGCAGCUACUACGUGUUUUUGUUUUGUUUUGUUUUGUUUUGGCUUUCAAAUCAGGAGCAACGACAGACAGAUCCGCGGCUUUCUCGAAUUGGGCUUAGCUGCAUCCAUCCAUCCUGCAGGUCCAUCAAAUCAAAUCCGAAGGGAAGCUAGAGCAGCCACCCACCCAGACAUCAAAUCAAAUCACCUCAUCACAUCAAAUCAAAGGGGACCAAAAGGAUAUCUCUACCUCCCCUCGCCGGCCCGCUCGUAUAAAAUCCCCCUUUCUACACACCCGCAAUUCCUUGCUUCCUCAAUCUCGACUCAUCUCUCCAUUGUAGUGGUAAUUUCUUGCGAUCCGUUCGAGCUCGAUCAAAGCGAGAAGCCACCCACACACAUACUUAGCCGUAGCAGUGGUAUUACUUGCCGCCGAUCAAUCAGCAGACUCAGGGCAUAGCGGUUGCUACUACAUACAUUCAUAAUGUCGUCGUCCUCCUCCUCGUCGGCUGUCUUCAACCUGGACCACCUCGCGCCGUCCCCCACCGAGCAGCUCUGCUACGUCCACUGCAACUGCUGCGACACCAUCCUUGCGGUCGGUGUGCCGUGCAGCAGCCUGUUCAAGACGGUGACGGUGAGGUGCGGCCACUGCGCCAACCUGCUCUCCGUCAACCUCCGCGCCCUCCUGCUCCCGCCCACGGCGCCUCCGGCAAACCAGCUCCAGUUCGGCCACUCCUUGCUUUCCCCUACUUCCCCCCAUGGCCUCUUGGACGAGGUUGCGUUCCAGACGCCGAGCCUACUGAUGGACCAGGCGAGCACCAACCUGAGCGGCUUCACGGGCCGCAGCAACAGCAGCUGCGCCAGCAACCUGCCGGCGAUGCCGAUGCCUGCCGCCAAGCCUGCGCAGCAGGAAACCGAGCAGUCGGCAAAGAGCGCCCCAUCGGCGAACAGGCGUAAGGACCAGCUCUUCUUGUCAGCUCCGGAGAAGCGUCAGAGAGUUCCCUCCGCCUACAACCGCUUCAUCAAGGAUGAGAUUCAGCGCAUCAAGGCCGGCAACCCGGACAUCACCCACCGCGAGGCCUUCAGCGCAGCCGCAAAGAAUUGGGCCCAUUUCCCGCACAUCCACUUCGGCCUCAUGCCGGAUCAGGGAUUCAAGAGGACCUUCAAGGCUCAGGAUGGCGCCGAAGACAUGCUUCUCAAGGAUGGUCUCUAUGCUGCGGCGGCCGCGGCGGCUGCCAACAUGAGCGUUACUCCACUUUAAUUACCUAGCUAAUGAGCAAGCCUCUCGAGUUCUCCGGACGUUCGAAGUUAGCUAACUCUCUUCUGCGGCUCCAGUCUAGGGUUCCUUGUUAGAUAGUAUCAUCAAUAUCGCGUGUGUGUUAGAUCUAGUACUUUCAUUUCUGUCCGUUUGGGGCCUGGAACGGAGAAUCGAGUUGAAUACCUAGGUUUCUCAGUUCUCAUGAUCAUCUGUUUGGCUAUCUAUAGGUGUAGUGAGUUUGUCUUCUCUGUUUCCAUUACUUCAUCUUUUCUAUGUUUAUCUUUUCACUUCCAGAACUUCUUACACCUAUUCACCUGUAGAAAACUAGGUGUGUCUUAAGAACAUGUUUUCAGCAUUACUGAUGUAUGUCUUUCCUUCCCUUCCAUGUAUUUUCGGUCAAUGGAAAACAAUUCAUCUUCAUGGAA
Aegilops tauschii subsp. strangulata is the source of this 1808-nucleotide messenger RNA. RefSeq names its product protein YABBY 4. The record is from RefSeq and is a predicted model, not a curated record. Gene Ontology annotation, biological process: polarity specification of adaxial/abaxial axis; fruit development; multicellular organism development. Gene Ontology annotation, cellular component: nucleus. Lineage: Eukaryota; Viridiplantae; Streptophyta; Magnoliopsida; Poales; Poaceae.